Tetranychus urticae (two-spotted spider mite) is the source of this 1371-nucleotide messenger RNA. Its product is annotated as sterol 3-beta-glucosyltransferase-like. The record is from RefSeq and is marked provisional. Gene Ontology annotation, molecular function: hexosyltransferase activity; UDP-glycosyltransferase activity. NCBI's taxonomy places the organism in Eukaryota, Metazoa, Arthropoda, Arachnida, Trombidiformes, Tetranychidae.
AUGACAAGUAAACCAAGAUACCGUUUCCUUAUUUCAAGUAUUGAUGCAUUUGGGCACAUCAACUGUAUUUUGGCUUUCGGUGAAAUCCUAGCUUUACAUGGACAUGAAGUAACCUUUGCUCAUCGUCAACAUUACAAAAAACUUGCCGAUUCACGAAACUUCAAAUUUAUUUCUUUUGAUGAGACAAUCUUUGAAAACAUUGAUUCUUCUGCCAUCGUUAAAUGGUUUGAUGGACUGUUGCAUAAAUUUAGUGUAGAUGCUGGUUCAAUUUUUGACAAUUGGACACCAGAUGAGAUUAAUUUUUUUGGCUCAAGAGUUGAUGUUUAUGAUCGUGGAAACCGUGCCUUGGAAGCUAUUCUCAAACAAAAUGAAAAAAAUUUCGAUAUGUUUAUUGGUGAUUUCGUGAUGAAUUAUCCACUUUUUCAUCGGGCAACUAUUCCUUGCGCAUUACUCCUCUCAAUGAACCCGGUCGCUCUUUAUCCAAAUGGACCACCAGCAUGGUCAGGAUUUUCUGUGAAGGGUGACAAAAAACUCUGGGAUCAAUUCAGAAUGUCGUUUGCCAAAGCUUCUAGUGUUAUGCGUGAAAAAAUAUAUUCCUGGUGGAAAUCGUAUGAGGUGCCUUUCCCUACUAUUCAAGAUUCACGGAUUGAAAAUUGGUUGUAUGCUGAACCUGAACAUCUUGGUUUUUAUCACUAUCCUGACCUUCUGGAUUACCAUGAGAUCGGUCCAAUAAGAUCAGAUAAAUGGAUGCGUAUUGAUCGCGUUAUUCGUCGACCAGAAAAUAAUGAGCCAUUCAAUAUUCCAGAAUCCCUGAAGUCUUUACCAGGAAAGCUGAUUUUCUUUUCGCUUGGUUCAAUAGGCUCUGUUCAAAUAAAUUUGAUGAAAACUUUCAUUAAAAUCCUAUCAAAAUCUCCUAAUCGUUUCAUCAUUUCCAAAGGGCCUAAAGGAGACGAACUUGAGUUGGCACCAAACAUGUGGGGUGAAAAUUAUGUCAAUCAACUCGCUAUCCUUGAAGCUGUUGACUUGGUUAUAACACAUGGAGGAAACAAUACGUUUUUAGAGACAAUUCAUGCAGGAAAACCUUUGAUUGUGGUUCCGUUUUUCAUGGAUCAACUUGAUAAUGCCCAAAGAGCUGUCGAUUGUGGAAUUGGAUCUCGAAUUAACCUUUGUGAUUUGGAUGAGACAAAAUUGCUAAAAACUAUCGAGGAAACAUUAUCCAACAUCGAAUUUGCUGAAAAGAUAGCCAAAAUAUCUGAUUCUAUGAAAUCAACAAAAAGCAGAGGAAAUGCUGUCAAGAAAAUUGAAAGUUUUCUAGAAGAGUAUCAAAAAGAUGCAAAAAAUAAAAAUUCUGAUCUUGUACAGUCAAAUUGA